Messenger RNA from Rotaria sp. Silwood1, 3630 nucleotides. The record is from the annotation of a GenBank genome assembly. Lineage: Eukaryota; Metazoa; Rotifera; Eurotatoria; Philodinida; Philodinidae.
AUGACAAAUCUCGAUUUUUUACGUCAAAUUGAAACAGCUGUUCUAUCAUGUGUAUCAUCAGAUCCAAUACGUCGUCAACAAGCAUAUACAUUUGUUGAAGAAAUUAAAUCAAAUCCAACACAAUCAGUAUCAGUUGGUUUCGAAUUUUUUAAUAAAAAUCAACAAUUUGAUCCAUUAGUUAAACAUUUUGGUUUACAAUGUAUUGAAGAAACAAUAAAAUAUAAAUGGACAUCACUCGAUCCACAAUUAAAAUUAUCGAUUAAAGAACGUUUGUGGUUAUUAAUGACAGAACAUGAUCAAUUACCUGUUCAUCUUAAAACAAUUUUAGUUCGUUGUGUUUGUGAAAUAGCUAAACGUGAAUGGCCUCAACAAUGGCCAUUAUUUCUUGAUGAACUUGUUGCAUUAUCAAAAUUAAAUUCAACAAAUGAUUAUUCAUUAUUAAUAUUAGCUUAUCUUAUUGAAGAUGUUAUUGUUCUUCAAACAUUAAAUUCAAUACGUAAACGAGAUAUUCAAACAACAUUAUUACAACAUGGUACUAAACUUCUUGAAUUUAUUGAAUAUUUUCUUGAUUUACCAAAUACAAUAUCAAGUUCAUUAUAUGCAUUAACAAUGUUUGCAACAUUUCUUCCAAUUGAUAUAUUUUUUUCAACAAAAAUUAUUGAUAAAAUUGUUUAUUUACUUAAUUCAUCUAUACAUCGAAUGAAAGCAGCUGAAUUUUUAAGUGUUAUUUCAGAUCGUCGAGGAAAAUAUGAAGAACGUUUACCAUUAUUACAACUUUUUUCAUAUUUAUUUCAAAAUGGUUCACAUUAUAAUGAUUUAUAUACCGUAAUAAAAACUCAACAAUCAAAUGAUAUAUAUGAUUUUAUGAAACAAUAUGCUAUGGUUAUAACUGCAUUAUGUGAUCAAUUAUGUUAUUUAUGUGGUGGUGAAGAUUUAAAUAAAAAAACUUCAUUACCAGAACAAUUUUCAAAUGGUAAAUUUUUACAAGUAUUAUUAACAUUAAUGCAACAUCCAAGUAUUUAUAUAUCAUUAUAUGGAUAUCAAAUGUGGUUACAAUUAAUUAAAGCUAAUAUAUUUCAAGAUAAUGAUUAUCAAAAUAUAUUACCUAUUGUUCUUCGAGCUUUAUGUCAUUCAUUAGUUAAACAACCAUAUAAGAAAACGGACGUUGAACAAGAUAUUGCAUCGUAUUAUAUUCAUCAUGAUUUUGAGGAUGAAUCGGAUUAUCAGAAGUUUAUCGGUAAAAAUCGUGCUAUUCUAAUUCGAUCAAUUAAUAGUAUAUGUAAAACAAGUGAAAAUUUAUCCAUAGCAAUACGUAUUGGUUUUGAUUAUGCUGAUUAUUGUUUUCAAUCAGUAAAUAUUCAAAAUCUUCUUCUUUUCGAAUCACUUGUUGCUUACUGGCAAAUCAUAGAAAAACAUUUACGAUCAUUAUUAAAACCAAUUGAAUCAUUUAAUAAUUCAAAAUUACUUUCAAAUACAGAUGAAAUAUCAUUUUGUCAACAUGGUCAAAGAUUAAUUGAACAAUUAUUAUUAAUAAAUAGUGAUAAUAAUCUUGAAUUUUUGGCUUAUUCAUUACGUCUAUUAACAAAUUUAUAUGUCUUUACACGUGGUGAAAAUACAUGGACACAACGUAUACUUGAACAUUUAUUUCGUACAAUAACAACUGAACGACAUAUAGUAUCAAAAUUAAAUCCAUUACAAAAACAAGCUAGUUGUUUAAUUGAUCUUUGUUUAAAUUAUGGUCAUUCAAUAUUUAUUUAUUUUAAUGAUUUAUUUAAAGUAACACAAGAUUUAGUUCGACAACAAACAUCAUCAGAACAACAAACUAAACUUGCUGGUUGGCAAUGGAGUGUAUUAGUUGAAUGUUUAGCUAUAUUAUUGAAUCAUUUUGAUUCAUUUCAACAACAAGCUAUUUUUAUUAAUGAACUUGUUCAACCUUUUGCACAAAUAUUGAAUAACUUUAAUUCAAAUGUGAAUGAUUUACAAAGUUUUAUUGAUUAUAUUGGAAUAAAAACAACACCCGAUGCAACAUCUACAAGUAAUCAACGUCUAAUUUUUCUCAGUGUUCAUAUUCUUUGUGGUUUUUUACGUCGUAUAACUCUCCCAAAUGAUCCUUCAAUAUGUUCUAAUGGUGGUUAUCAAGAAACUUUCGAUGGAAUUAUUUUUAUUCGUAAUCCAGCUUCACCUGCUUUUAUUCAAUUAACUCAUUGUUUAUUUAAAUUAUUAACUUAUUGUCAUGCAUUACAUUCUCCUAAUUCUCCAUUAUCACAAUCUUCAUUUUCAUUUCUAUCAACAAUGACUGAUGCAGAAAAAGCUGUUUAUCUUCAACAACAAGAUAAUAAUGAUGACAUUAAUAUAUCAUCAAUGCCAACAAAUUCAUUAAGUUUAUCAAUAAAUGAUCGUCGUUUACAUAAUCGUUUUUCAUCAUUUCUUGAUCGUUUAGAAAUUUUAAUUGGAAUUUAUUUAACAUUAAAACCUGAUUUAUAUAAAUUAAAUGAUUCAUUAAAUAUAAUUGGUACAACUUUAUUUUCAUCACUUGAUCAUUUACCUAAUUUUCGUUUACGAAAUAUAAUUCGUUAUUGUUUUUUACCAUUUGUUCGACAUUGUCCUAUUAGUACAAUGAUUAUUGCUAUAUUUGAAUCAUUACUUCCAUUUAUGUAUACAAAAUUAAAAGAUAAAUGGAAAAUAAUUACUGAAAGACAAAGUAUUAAAGUAACUAAUGGAAGUGUUCAUGAAAAUAAUGAUGAUCAUUAUCAAACACAAGAUCGAUGUGAAGAAGAAGUUAUCGAAGAACAAGUAACAUGUUAUUUAACUCGUGAUUUUAUUGAUGUAAUCAAAAAUCUAUUAGCAUCUCAAAGCAAUACCAGUGAUCAUACAAACCAAUUAAUUAAUAGUAAUGAUAUCGAUGAAACAAGUAUGGAUGAAAUGAUGACUACAGAUGAACAAAAUAUUGGUGAUGUUCCUUCACGUAAAUCAACAAUACAAUCUCGUUAUCAACAAAUACCAAGUGAAUUUAGUUUAAAAAUUUUACAAGAUUCAUCAAUAAUAUGUCAAUACUGUUUAUUAAUUCUUUUCGAUGGACUUUCAUGGCCAGAUACAUCAUCAAUAACAAAAAUGUCACAUAUAUGUCAAUCAUUAAUUAAACAUCUUUCAAUAUUAAUAAAUGGUAAUAAUGAUUUUUUAAGACAACUUUAUAUCUAUAUAUUAUGUGCACUUAAAAUCCAUGGUGAUAAUGAACCAAUUGUUUGUACAUUACUUUCAUUAGCUGUAUUAAUGUAUGAUACAUUUCAACAAACAUCAUCAAAUUUAUUUGAUAGUGUUCUUAUGGAAAUACCUGAUGUUACAAAUGAACAAGUAAAUAAUUAUCGUGAUAAAAUGCAACGACAAAUCAAUGGUAAACCAUUAAGUGAUAAACAAAAACGAGAUAUGUUAAAACAAUUAGUACAACCAUUAAUGGGUCAAAAUGUUGCACAAAUGUUUAAACGUGAACCAUUAGCACUCAAUAAUUUACCACCAUUAAUACGUUUUUCCAAACGUUCACUUCAUCCGGUUUUACAACAUCAACAACAAUUAAAUACAGAUAAUGACGAGGAUCAUGGAUUAGCUAAUCUAUUUCAACAUACUGAUGACUAG